Messenger RNA from Solea senegalensis (Senegalese sole), 3893 nucleotides. Its product is annotated as thrombospondin type-1 domain-containing protein 4-like. Gene Ontology annotation, cellular component: extracellular matrix. The record is from RefSeq and is a predicted model, not a curated record. Gene Ontology annotation, biological process: extracellular matrix organization. Bases 1 to 2202 code for a protein of 733 amino acids. Gene Ontology annotation, molecular function: metalloendopeptidase activity. The transcript has 13 exons. NCBI's taxonomy places the organism in Eukaryota, Metazoa, Chordata, Actinopteri, Pleuronectiformes, Soleidae.
AUGAUACGGGCCUACAGAAAGUACAGAGACUCCGAUGGAAAAGACACCCCCGAUGAGCUGAUGGAGUUACUUUUUGCUGUCAACAGCAUUCCCAUUGCAAGUGCUGAAUGUGAGCGCAGAUUUUCUCAAAUGAACCUGAUUUGCACUCCCAAGCAUGCCUCUUUGCUCACAUCCACCAUAUCAACUUUACUCUUCCUAAAUCUUGUUGGACCCCCUCUGGCCAAAUUCAAUCCAGUCCCGUAUGUGGGGUCGUGGGUGGCCAAAGGACACAGAACUGCCACAGACACACGCAGUAAAACCCGAAAAAAAGAGGAGGAGGAGAAUCCAGACAUGCUCCCACAGCUCACUGUGUCUGAGUGUACGAGUUUAGGCUGCGAUGGUUACCUGGGAUCGGGAAAGGUGAUGGACAUAUGUGGAGUGUGUGGAGGGGACAACACAACCUGUCAGCUGGUCUCUGGACUCUUCCAACACAGUUUGUCUAAGAUCGGCUAUCACAAGAUCGUGGAGAUCCCUGAAGGAGCCACCAAGAUCAACGUCACAGAGAUGUUGAAGAGCCGGAACUACCUAGCUCUCCGAAGCCGAUCGGGGCGAUCCAUCAUCAAUGGAAACUGGGCUAUUGACCGACCAGGGAAGUACGAAGGAGGGGGGACCAUGUUCACCUACCGGCGUCCUAAUGAAAUCAGCAGCACAGCUGGGGAGUCCUUCCUCGCUGAAGGGCCCACCAAUGAGAUCUUGGAUGUUUAUAUGAUCUUCCAGCAGCCGAACCCUGGUGUUCAUUACGAGUACAUUCUCCCCUCUGAGAAUGCAGUGGGGCCUCAGCAACCAAACCACAGAACAGAAGGGAACACCGUGACAGAGCCAGGGUCACAUGACCACCACAGCAACACUCACCAGGAAAACUUUGACACAGCAGGUGGAGAGAGGACUCCUCCUCCUCCUCCUCCUCCUCUCCCCGACAACCAGGUGCCUGCUGUUCAGCCACCAACUCGCCAGAGGGACUACAACUGGAAACUGGCCGGUGUCACGGAGUGCAGCGCCUCCUGUGGUAAAGGAUUCAGAUACUCCGUCUUUCAGUGUGUCCACCGACUGAACCAUGUCCAGGUGUCGGAUGCUUUGUGCGACAGCAGCAGCCGGCCGUCUCCGCAGGAAGAGGCUUGCAACCUGCAGCCCUGUCCAGCAUUCUGGGACAUUGGAGAGUGGUCAGAAUGCAGCAAGACCUGUGGCCUGGGCAUGCAACAUCGACAGGUUCUGUGUCGCCAGGUGUACGCAAACCGUACCCUCAACGUCCACACAAGCCACUGCCGACACCUGGAGCAGCCAGAAACUGCCAGCACCUGCCAGCUGAAGAUCUGCAGCGAGUGGCAGAUCCGCACCGACUGGACUUCUUGCUCUGUGCCAUGUGGGCUGGGUCAAAGGUCAAGGGAGGUACGCUGUGUCAGCAACGUGGGUGACUUUGUGCCAGAUGAGGAAUGCAACAUGAAUCUGCGGCCCGUCGACGUAGAGAACUGUGACAUGGGAGCCUGCGCCAAGAGCUGGUUUUACACUGAAUGGGGCAACACGUGCUCUGCUGAAUGUGGGAUGGGUGUUCGGACGAGGGGAGUCCUCUGCCUGACCAACCACGUCGGCAGCCUUCCUCUAGAGGGUUGUGGCAACGAGCGGCCCCCUGAUUCUCAGGUCUGCAACAACGGCCCCUGUGAGAAUCGCAUCGAGUGGUUCACUGGCCCCUGGAGCCAGUGCUCUGCAGAGUGUGGUGCAGGCAGCCAGCAGAGGUCAGUGGUGUGUCUGAUGAGGUCAGAUGAAGGGUUCGCCAUCAUGCCCCUGUAUGAGUGUUCCUCCCUGGAGCGACCCCUCAGCCAGCAGAGCUGCAACCUGAAAGCCUGUGGAGCAAAGUGGUACCACACUGACUGGAGUGCUUGUUCAAAAACAUGUGAGGGAGGUUUCCGUGUGCGGGAGGUGCGCUGCCUGUCAGACGACAUGCAGUCCAGCGAGGGCUGUGACGAGCUGCUGCGACCAGCAGAGAAGGAGGACUGCAACCCAGAGCCCUGUAUACCCUACAUAGAUGACAACUGCAAGGACAAGUACUUCAACUGCAACGUGGUGGUCCAGGCUCGCCUCUGCGUGUACGAUUACUACAAGAUGACGUGCUGCGCUUCGUGCUCGCUAGAGGCCCACAAACAGUCAAUGAAUCGGGGCCGCAGUUAGCACUUUAUUUUUUUCUACAAGUGUACCUCAGCACCAUGUCGGACCAGACUUGGUACCUGCUGUAGAGGCACUCUGGUCCUGUGUCAGCCAGGGAAGUGGACUGGCUGGAUAUUGCCUAAAAUGGACAUGUGUUUUGUUUGCCAAGGAUGGAAACUAAAAGGAGCAUUUCUGCUCGGCUCGGUUGGAGACAGCGUUCGGAGGAAAGGCAUAUCUCAGAGCAGUAAAGGACGGACACCCCGUAGUCCGCAGAUAAAACGAGACCUGGUGAGGGUGGGAAAGAAACCUAGAAAAAUGGAUUUUUGGAUUUUAAUGGCAUCUUUUCAGAAUUGUCUGUUGUUUCAUGGGGAGCAGUUUGCAGCCAGCUUUACUGAAAAGGCUCUUGAAGUGGAUUACCAAUGAAGAGGAGAGCAUCUGUCGAAAGACGAACACGGACUACAUGUUGCCUCUGAAUGCGCUCUUUACAAUUCUCAGCUUUAUGACUCGACGUCAUUUGAAAGUUGGUCCGGUCUCACCCAUUAUCAACUAUUUAACGCCCACUUUGUUGACCAAAGAUAUGAAAUCUCCUACUGUGCCUCAAACCCUCCACGGUGCUGAUGGUGUGUCCUUUACACGGAGUGGAUUCUCAAGACAAAAAACAGACAUUUGAAUCCUUGUUUGCAGGUUGUGUAAGCAAUCAGAGAGAGACCUCAUCUGGAUGCAGCCUUUGUAAUAUGUUUGUAUAUAUGUAUGUAUUUAAGGCAAAUUAAAUGAUAAAGGCCUUUAAUAGAGUUCUCAGUCAUGUCAGCAGUUGAAAAGGAAAAAGAACCCUCUUUAUUUAUGUGUGUGGCACCCUGGGGAAGACACUGUGGCCCCUUCUUGGUGGCAGGGAUAAAAACCUUUGUUGCAUUUCUCCACCAAUCACAGCCUCUGAACAGAAUGUAGGCAUUCCACUGCCUGUGUGAUUGUACAAGCAGAUGGUCAGAAAUCUCAAUCUGUUUUAUAUUUUUUUUACAGCUGCAGCAGUGAACACAAACCACAUAUAUCCUUUGUUCUGUGGGAUACGAUCAUUCCACCGUAACCGUAAUCAUAAUAUAGAAUUAUGCAUUAAACACGAAUAAUAUGUGUAAAGAUAAUACAUCAGGGCAGUAGUUACUUCUGAUGACCUUAUGUAGUUGUAAUAUAUAUAUAUACAGUGUAUGUGAGAUUUACAUGAUUAGUAAACCCCUGUGUCUAACAACUAAAAAAGACUACGCACAGUAUCUCUCACACGUCCGGCCUUUUGUUGUAUUGAAGCUGUUUUAAGUUCCCUCCAAACUUUAUUGACUUACCUCUGAUCCAUAAGUACUGUAUACUGUAUGUAUCAAUGUUCUAGCUCAGACUGACUCAGGCAAACAUUUGAAGUCAGUCUCUGAGGGAUGCUGUCAUCAUGAUGACAUGGCAAGGAGCACAGUGGUUCAGUAUUCAACACUUGACUGGAGUGAACGAAACACCCUGAAGCCUUUAUUUUAAAUUGUAUGUGUCCAGCGGUCGAAUCUUGUGUUUUGUUCUGGAGAUUUCACGAUAUAAAUAAAUGUACUAAUUAUUUGUACACGUUACAGCGGCAUUCCAUCUUGUUAUUUUGAACAGAUUCGGUUUGACAUCACAUUGGGUGACGAUUUACAGGUCGCAUUUGUAACAAGAUGUAAAGAUAAAAUGUGUUUUUUGUGGAAAAA